UUGUAUUUAAGGAACAAAAAAGCCGUACACGAACGCUAAGGGGGAGGUGAUGAAAGAGGACCGCUAUGUGACGUCACAACCACUGCGUUUCGGAGAGAAGGACUACAACAUCCGGGCUCUCAACAAUCUGUCCUACCACCGCCUGCACGCGGGUCACGUUGACCUUCUCAAGAAGGAGUGUCUCGCUAACGUGCACUUCUGCGUUGCUAAGUUACACGCACUUCCUGUUGAGGCACUCUUGGACGACUUCACGGCGGCCAAAGCGGCGUUCCCGGGGGAUCUCCUAAUCAGGGGCGUCCUGGAGGCACUGCUUCUCUCCCGGAAAGGGCUGCAGACGGACCCGGACCAAUUUGUGCCGCAGUUACACGGUCGCCUUGAGGACAGCGAGACAACAGCCGAGUUCAAGCAGCGCUUGCGCGAAUACAGCUCUAAAGUGUGGUUCGAGCCCGAUGUCAACAUCCUGGAGCGUCCCGAGGGUAAGAUUCUACACAGCAUCCACGUGCACGCGUCCGACAUUGACAUGAUGACGAUGACGUUAUGUGGCACAUACGUAAUCACAGUCUGUCAGUCGUUGAAGGAGAUCAAAAUCUGGAACAUCAAGGUCGUACCUCCGCGGUUGCUACGCAAAGUGACGGGUAAAGGUCAGUGCACAAAGGUCGCGUUGUGCCAUGGUGACGAGUGGGUCGCCAUGGAAGUGGGCAACGUUAUACAAGUAGAAGAACUCCAAACUGGUAAACAAUGUUUGGACAUACCGCUCAAGGGCCGUGCUUCCGCAAAAACGUUCUGUGCUGCUGGUAAACGCAAGAAAACGAUCGUCACGUUAUUUCGAAAACAAAUGAACAUAUAUGACGUCACAAAUGGUAGCCUGAUGCAGACUCUUACAUCAUCAAGUGACGAAGCGAAAUUUGGAGCAAUGAGCAACCCUUCAGGUCGAGACAGAUACGUUGGUAUGACAAGCGACGAUCAAUACUUCCUGUCUGUCCUUGACCUUGAUUCCAUGACAUUGAUGCCUGCGUGGCGAGGAUUUGAGAUCCCCGACGGAGAAGGCGAAUUUGAAAAACAUGAAAUCGAGGCUUUCGACAUCUCCCCCGACGAAACUUACGUCGUAUACACCACUUUGUUCACCGGCGAAAUCGUGUUCGCGGGUUUCAAUGGCAACCGUCUUCGCUCUAUUACACCUAACGAGAAACUUAACAUUCGCAGUAUAAACUUCACUGCCGACGGCACAUAUAUCUACUACAUCAGCGGGAGUACCGUCUUCGUUGUCAAUUCGUCCACGCUGCAGGAGGAAGAUCGUCUCGAACACAAAAUUGACCUAACCGGCGCAAGCACCGUUGACAUGGUAACAAUGGUAACGAUUGCAGAAGACAGCAACCUUAGGGUAUGGGAUUGAUCCAGGGACAAAAAGAAGACCACAAAUCGAAAUGAGGCCAGGACACUGGCACCAAUAAAACACAUCUCGAAGUGUUUUCCGCUUGGCCACCAGGAGGCACUGUUCGUGACCGGCAAGGCCGAAAAGGACUCGCCGACCACCGUCGUUGGCGUGUAUGAUGUCGGCAAACUGGAAUACAGCGCACUCCGA
Molecule: messenger RNA, 1582 nt
Organism: Dreissena polymorpha
Lineage: Eukaryota; Metazoa; Mollusca; Bivalvia; Myida; Dreissenidae
Exons: 9
Coding region: 50-1393 (447 amino acids)
Molecular function (GO): protein binding
Source: RefSeq, a predicted model, not a curated record